Messenger RNA from Prorocentrum cordatum, 744 nucleotides. The record is from the annotation of a GenBank genome assembly. Lineage: Eukaryota; Dinophyceae; Prorocentrales; Prorocentraceae.
AUGAGCACCGAGAAGGAGACCAACGCCAAGAAGGCCAAGGGUAAGAAGGUCAAGCAGGAGGUCGAGGAGCCCAUGGCCGCGGUGGUCAAGACAGAGAUUGCUGCGGACGUGAAGCCCGCUAAGGAGCCCGUUGCCGACGCUGGAGUGAAUGAGGGGGACCUCGCCGCGCUGAAGAAGCUCAAGGAGCCGAAGUCCGUGAAGGUCGCCAGGCAGCAGCUCGCGGAGAAGCAGGUGGACCUCUCAAGCUUGACGGCUGAGCAGUUGAAGGAGCAGCUCCCGCAGAGCACCCUCAAGCAGCUCUACAGCUGCCUGUCUUCGACCCUGAAGACGCACGCGCCCUCCUUGCACGAGAAGUACCUGGCAGCCAUGAGCGACGCCGAGCGUCGCUUGUGGCUCACGCGCUUCAUCAUCGACCCGAACAGCGGCGGCUGCAGUGGCUCGACCAAGACGACGGUGAAGUCGGAGACGAAGAAGCUCACCCAUGAGGGGUGGAUCACCAAGACGCAGAUGGCGGGUCCGAACUACGCUGGUUCCCCAGAGCACGCCGAGAUCUACUCGACGUUCUUGCCGAGCAAGCCUCACGACCACGAGGCCUUCCGCAAGCUCAACGUCAUGCUGUACUGGUGGAGCGCAGAGAGCAUCCAGAAGUGCGACGGCAAGUCGGAGUCCACGGAGGUGGUGUCCGCGGCGGAGAUGUCAUCGUCCGCGUACGACCAGGUGCGGCAGGCGAUGCUGGACACCGCC